AGGAAUAUAUGUCAACUAGAAUAUUUAUUGUCCGGUACAAAGGUUGCGAGCAGCGAGCAUAUCACCUUCUUCUCCGCGGCGGACACUGACGCGAGGACCGCCCUCUCUCGCACUCAAACGUAGUUUAUUUGACAGUGGGAAAUGGAGAAGAAAGAGGAGGUGGGAGAGCAGGUUGUGAACCCUUGGGAGGUGUCGGCCAAGGAGGGAGGCAAGAUCGACUACGACAAGCUCAUCGACAAGUUUGGCUGCCAAAGGCUCGACCAAGCCCUCAUCGAUCGUGUCCAACGUCUCACCUCUCGCCCUCCUCACGUCUUCAUCCGCCGCGGCGUCUUCUUCGCUCACCGGGACUUCAAUGAGGUUUUGGAUGCCUAUGAGCGAGGAGAGAAGUUCUACCUGUAUACCGGGAGAGGACCGUCGUCCGAAGCUUUGCAUUUGGGGCAUUUGGUCCCUUUCAUGUUCACCAAGUAUCUGCAGGAUGCGUUUAAAGUUCCACUGGUUAUUCAACUUACAGAUGAUGAAAAGUGCAUGUGGAAGAAUCUUUCUGUGGAGGAGAGCCAAAGACUUGCACGUGAGAAUGCUAAAGACAUCAUUGCCUGUGGGUUUGACAUUUCGAAAACCUUCAUUUUCUCAGAUUUUGAUUAUGUUGGUGGUGCCUUCUACAAGAACAUGGUGAAGGUUGCAAAAUGUGUCACAUUCAAUAAGGUUGUGGGAAUCUUUGGUUUCACGGGUGAAGAUCAUAUUGGAAAAAUAAGUUUUCCACCUGUUCAGGCAGUUCCAUCCUUUCCUAGUUCUUUUCCUCACCUCUUCUCUGGAAAAGAUGGUCUCCGUUGCUUGAUUCCUUGUGCAAUUGACCAGGAUCCUUACUUCAGAAUGACACGUGAUGUUGCCCCUCGGAUAGGAUAUCACAAGCCUGCAUUGAUAGAGUCAUCAUUCUUCCCAGCCCUUCAGGGAGAAACUGGAAAAAUGUCUGCUAGUGAUCCAAAUUCUGCUAUAUAUGUGACUGAUUCUGGGAAGGACAUUAAGAACAAGAUAAACAAGUAUGCAUUCUCUGGUGGACAAGACUCUAUAGAGAGUCAUAGAAAAUAUGGAGCAAAUCUUGAGGUAGAUAUACCAAUUAAAUACCUUGGUUUUUUCCUAGAGGAUGAUGUGGAGCUUGAGCACAUAAAAAGGGAAUAUGGUGCAGGGCGUAUGCUAACUGGUGAGGUGAAGAAGCGCCUUACAGAAGUUUUGACAGAGAUUGUGGAAAGGCAUCGCAGAGCUCGUGCUGCAGUGACUGAAGAGAUGGUGGAUGCAUUCAUGGCAGUCAGACCUCUUCCCACUAUGUUCUUCUAGGCGAGAAGAUUAAGACUAUCAUUCAUGUUGUCUGGAAAUUUACAGCUGGAGCAGCCUCUCUUCUCACAUAUUUCUCCUUCUGAAAUGUGUAAGAAUAUACAUUUACAAUUUUGUUACAUUCUUAUCAUUUUGUGCUCUGGAAGCAAGUGUUAGUGAAAGUAUAUGAUGCAGUCAUGGGGCCGUUUAAGAAUUUAUUUUUCCAUUACAGAUACUAAUCAUUUUAAAUUUACAAGUGGUGUGGACGAAGCUUCAUGUAAAUCAAUGUGAGGGGUAGUGCUUAUACGAAUUUUACUUUUCUGAUGUAACAUUUGCAUGCUUUGUAAUGGAAGUUUAGUGUUCGUAGGAAUCUUACUUCUCUGAUGCAACAUUUGCUUGCUCUGUAAUGGAAAUUCUAUUCUUCCAUGAAUAUUCAUGAUCCUCAUUUUUUUUGUUGUGGGGAAGCCAUAUUAUAUAUUAAUGAAUCAUUCCGAGUUAGUUUGGUCA
Messenger RNA from Malania oleifera, 1815 nucleotides. Its product is annotated as tryptophan--tRNA ligase, cytoplasmic. Lineage: Eukaryota; Viridiplantae; Streptophyta; Magnoliopsida; Santalales; Ximeniaceae. Gene Ontology annotation, molecular function: ATP binding; tryptophan-tRNA ligase activity. Gene Ontology annotation, biological process: tryptophanyl-tRNA aminoacylation. Bases 142 to 1332 code for a protein of 396 amino acids. The transcript has 12 exons. The record is from RefSeq and is a predicted model, not a curated record. Gene Ontology annotation, cellular component: cytoplasm.